UGUGGAGUGGUUGAAAAACAAGUUUUAAUGGCUCCAACCUAAGUGUAUGUAAACUUCCGACUUCAACUGUAGGCUAUUUUUUAUUUGACUGAAAUAAAUAUAGGCCUAUCAUUUUCUUAAGUGAAAUGCAUGCUUAUGGUGAUGAUUAUUUUUUGUCAAGAAAUUUUAAAUAUCAAAAAGACAACCUUCUUACAUUGGAUGAAUAAUAACCAAGUACCGGUAAUUGAUUUGAAAGUGAAAGUUCCUGGAUAGACCACCAGGAUGCGCCACGGUACCCGAGAUCAUCAUUCCGCCGAGGACCCUCCCAUUGGUGGCAAGUUUUGUUACUGCAAUAAUCUGAUUGGAUGGGGGAGACCGUUAUUGUAUGUCUGACUGGCUAGACUGCUUGAUUUACCAGCUGACGGGGGAAGUUGGCGUGGAUCACUGACAUUAAACCAAACGAUUAUUUGAUCAUCCUGCGUCGCAGUGUGUAUAAUCAUAAUUUGAAGACUUGGGAUCUCGCAAUGAAGACAGAUGAUGCUCAGUAACCAAGCCAGACGCCAAUGAAAGAUAACCGUCUGCUGCCAUGACAACCAGUCGCUGCACUCUGUUGCCGGAGGUGCUGCCAGAGCAUUCUGACUCUGCCCACACAGUGAGCUGCUUGAGCGACAGGGACUUUGAUCCAAUGGGGAGCCUGGACUACCCGACAGAGCCUGACCUCCCAGGAAAAGCAAUUGAAGAGCAGAGCAGUCCGGCCAAUGGAGAGCCGCAGUACUACAUGCAAGUGUCUGCCAAGGAUGGGCAGCUGCUGUCACCUAUCGUGGGAGCGUACGCCAAACAGAGCCCUCUGCCUGAGCGGCCCAUGUGUCGGAUCUGUCAUGACGGAGGGGGUCAGGAGGAGCUGCUCUCCCCCUGUGAGUGUGCAGGGACCCUGGGUACCAUCCACCGGAGCUGCCUGGAGCACUGGCUCUCUGCCUCUGGCACCAGCGCUUGUGAGCUCUGCCACUACCAGUUCACUGUACAGAGGAAGAACCGGCCACUGAUGGAGUGGGUGCGUAACCCGGGCCUGCGCCAGGAAAAACGGACGCUGUUCGGCGACAUGGUGUGCUUCCUGCUCAUCACGCCUCUGGCCACAAUCUCGGGGUGGCUGUGUCUGCGGGGGGCCGUGGACCACCUGCACUUUUCCAGCCGCCUGGAGGCCGUGGGCCUCAUUACCCUUACCGUGGCCCUCUUCACCAUCUACCUCUUCUGGACCCUGGUGUCGCUCAGGUAUCACUGUCGGCUGUACAACGAAUGGCGGCAGACCAAUCAGAGGGUGGUGCUUCUCCUCCCCAGGUCACAUGGUGAACAGUCUGCUCCGCCCUCUUCACGAGGCCCAUCUCGUGAAAAAUGGCCAUCCAAAGAGACUAUUGUCUGAGCAGCCCUCUCUUCAAAAGCCAUGAAGGAAAAACACUGAGGAAGAAUGGGGAUAGUUCCAUAGGCGCCGGAACAGUAUUUGCUUCUGGUGCCCUCCAGUGCUGAACUUUGAAGUGCACACAAAUGUCAUUAACUUAAAAUGCAGCAUUACAUCCCACCACUGCCACCAAAAUGUCAUAUAGAGAUGGACAGGUACAUUUGGUGAUAUAGAUGGGGUGGAGUGCGUAGUUGGUUAUAAAGCAUUUGGACUGAAGGACAGCCAGGAAAAGUUUGCCACUGUGACCAUUACAUGCUGUGAUUGGUGAUUCCUGUGAAGUGCAGAAAACAUUGUGUCCGGUUCAUAUAACAUACCAACAUAAUCCUGUGUAUAGUAUUACUAUAUUAGUCACAUUCUACCAAUCAACAAGUCAAAGCCCAGAGUGUAAAUAAGUACUUCAACUACUUCAGUAUUUUACAUAGCAUUAAACUGUUACCUUUACCUACAUGUGUGGGUCUCUGUGCCUCAAACCAGGGUCAUGUUCAUUAUGCACCAAACAGAAAACUUACUGAAACAGUGAGGGACUACCUGGACAUCCAGUAAGACUCAUUUUUCAUUCUGUUUCAAAAGUAUUUCAAACGUUUCACUACGGUGUGCCCUGCUGAACACGAUCCAACUUAAGACAGGCUUUGUGGAGUGUUAAACAGGGCAUAGGUUGAUGUAGGCCUAUAUUAGCGGCUCAGUCUUUCUUUGCAACACCUUCAUUAACAGUUUAAGUACAUUGACCUUAACAUAUCAAAGGGACAUUUUGAAUUAAUUUAUAUUUUGGCUACAAAGUAGUUUUGUGUGAAAAAUACAAUAUGGUCUCAGUUGAGAACUGGUUGACUGUGGUAUAUGUUAAUAUUUUUAGUGUUAGUCAUUCACUUCACUUACAAAUAGCUGUGUUUGUUAGACAUCCCAUCUGACUCAUGAGUGGUCAUUGUGUUGAUUUUCUUUUGUUCAAGUAUUUUGUAGUCACUGCCUUGUAAAGUAUUCUUCUGUGAUAGUUCUCUUCCUAGAAAUGGUUGUAUAGCCAAGACUAUUCAGGUUGAUUAGAAGGGCCAAAAACACUUACAUUUUCUGUCUAGGGAACUUCUUGUUAUACCAGAUGCAUUAACCCAUCAAAGUAUAUUUUUUAAAUCAUAUUGAGUACAUGGUGCACUUAUUAACUCUUCAGCAUCUUCAUUUGAUUAAAUGUCGGGAUUCACUAGGCUACACAUUGAGCUUGUUGGUGAAGUGGAAUAAACGUUAUGUUUGUGUGUCCGGAUGGCAUUUUGAUAAAAUGUAUUUCAUCUCUACAGUUAUUUUAUCAGCUGUUUCCAAUAAAAAUAUGAACUUAA
Molecule: messenger RNA, 2751 nt
Organism: Salvelinus sp. IW2-2015
Lineage: Eukaryota; Metazoa; Chordata; Actinopteri; Salmoniformes; Salmonidae
Gene: marchf3
Product: E3 ubiquitin-protein ligase MARCHF3
Biological process (GO): protein ubiquitination
Molecular function (GO): zinc ion binding; ubiquitin-protein transferase activity
Source: RefSeq, a predicted model, not a curated record